Messenger RNA from Erythranthe guttata (spotted monkey flower), 1524 nucleotides. RefSeq names its product alkane hydroxylase MAH1. The record is from RefSeq and is a predicted model, not a curated record. Gene Ontology annotation, molecular function: iron ion binding; oxidoreductase activity, acting on paired donors, with incorporation or reduction of molecular oxygen; heme binding. NCBI's taxonomy places the organism in Eukaryota, Viridiplantae, Streptophyta, Magnoliopsida, Lamiales, Phrymaceae.
AUGUACACAGCAAUAAUAUUACUUGUCAUUUUUAUCUACUUACCAUAUCACUUUUACAGAAAUUAUUUCCAUGCAAGAAAGGACAAAAAAAGCUCACCGGCUCCUCCUCCGACCGACUGGCCGAUUUUCGGCAUGCUGCCGGGGCUGCUUCUAAACUGCGGGCGGGUCCACACGUUUAUGACCGAGCUUCUCGAGAGCAGCGGCGGCACGUUUUAUCUCAAAGGGGCUUGGUUUGCUAACAUGAGCAUGCUGAUCACUAGUGAUCCAGCCAACGUGCACUACAUAUUGGCCAAGAACUUUCCCAACUUCGAGAAAGGACCGCAGUUCAAGAAGAUGUUCGAUGUUCUCGGCGACGGAAUAUUCAACGCAGAAUCAGAAUCUUGGGAAAUCCAAAAACGAACCGCGAAAUCGCUGAUGCACAACACGAGUUUCCCCGAUUUUAUCGCGAGAACUAGCUGGAGCAAAGUGGAGAAUGCCCUAAUCCCGAUUCUGGAGCUCGCUUCGGAAACGGGGACGGAGGUCGAUCUACAAGAGCUAUUCCAGCGCUUCGCCUUCGAUUGCUCUUGCAUCACGGUUUUAGGACACGACCCUGUUUCUUUGUGUAAGGAGUUGCCUCAUUUACCACACGAGAAAGCCUUUGCAGAUGCCGAGCAAGCGGUCUUGUACAGGCACAUGCUCCCCGAAUUUACGUGGAAGCUGCAGAGUUGGCUUCAUAUCGGUAAAGAGAACGAGCUGACGAAAGCUAAGGACGUCAUUCAUCGGUUUGUGUCAGACUGUAUCUCGAUGAAGCAUCAAGAUUUCAACUUAACGGGUCCAAAGGACGACGGUCUCGACAUGUUAACGAGUUGCAUGAGAGCACGUGCAGACGAGGGUAUCAAUGCCGCACCGAAUAAUUAUUCCGACGAGGUUUGGAAAGAUACUCUCUUGAAUUUAAUCUUUGCAGGUAAAGAUACAAUUAGUGCAGCUCUCGCGUGGUUCUUCUGGCUCGUGGCGACGAACCCUGCGGAACAAGAAAAGAUCAGACGAGAGAUAGACGACACGAAUUGGAGAUUUACCACGAUCGAGGAGUCGAAGAAACUGGUUUAUCUUCACGGCGCACUUUGUGAAACUUUACGCCUUUUCCCACCGGUGCCGUUUCAACACAAAGCUCCGGUGGAGCACGAUAUUCUCCCGAGCGGACACAGAAUCAGCCCGAAUACAAAGACGGUUUUAUCGUUCUACUCGAUGGGGAGGAUGGAAUCUAUUUGGGGCAACGAUUGCCUCGAUUUUAAGCCGGGGAGAUGGAUUGAUCCCGAAACGGGACGCGUCAGAACCGAACCGUCUUUCAAAUUUACGGCUUUUAAUGCGGGACCGAGGAGCUGUUUGGGGAAGGAUGUGUCUUUCAUACAGUUGAAAAUUGUUGCAGCCGCUAUCGUGAGCCGGUUCAAUAUUCGGGUGGCUCGAGGUUUUUCGGUUACGCCGAGCAUUUCAGUCAUACUUCACAUGAAACAUGGUCUCAAGGUUAAGGUUUCGGAUUUUGCUUAA